Messenger RNA from Octopus bimaculoides (California two-spot octopus), 495 nucleotides. RefSeq names its product piggyBac transposable element-derived protein 3-like. Lineage: Eukaryota; Metazoa; Mollusca; Cephalopoda; Octopoda; Octopodidae. The record is from RefSeq and is a predicted model, not a curated record.
AUGAAAUACUUUCAUGCAGCAGACAAUGAACUGGACAGCAAGGACAGGUUUACAAAGGUACACCCAUUGUUGGACCUUCUAAAUCAAAGCAUUAUACAGUUUGGCUCGGUUUUUGAUCCAACAAAUAUCUUUAUUGACGACUCCAUGAUCUCAUAUUAUGGUGGCCAUCGCAUAAAGCAAUUUAUUCGAGGCAAACCGAUCCGAUGGGGUUACAAAGGAUGGGUAGCAGCUAGUUCAUUAGGUUACUCAUACUGGAUUGAUUUAUAUCAAGGAAAAUGUAAAAAGGCAAAAAGUAGCUUUUGCAAGGACACAUACGGCCUAAGAGGAGAAGUGGUGCUUAACAUGACUGAUAAAUUUGAAUCUCAAUAUUCAGGAAAGAAAUUUUUCUCCUUUGAUAACUUUUUCACAUCGUUCAACCUUCAAGAAGAGAUACAGCAAAGAGGUCAUUCUUCCACUGGCACGAUUUGUAGUAAUAGAUCUGAAAGUGUCCUCUAA